This is a messenger RNA of Clupea harengus (Atlantic herring), 537 nucleotides long. Its product is annotated as guanine nucleotide-binding protein G(I)/G(S)/G(O) subunit gamma-5. Gene Ontology annotation, molecular function: G-protein beta-subunit binding. The record is from RefSeq and is a predicted model, not a curated record. Lineage: Eukaryota; Metazoa; Chordata; Actinopteri; Clupeiformes; Clupeidae. Gene Ontology annotation, biological process: G protein-coupled receptor signaling pathway. Gene Ontology annotation, cellular component: heterotrimeric G-protein complex.
UGCGCUUGCAACAGACGGGAGGCGGGAACAACUGUGUCACUUUUCCUCACACAAAACUUCCGGCUCUGUGCCUCACCGGAUGACUGACCGUCCACAGUCGCCGUCAUGUCAAACAACAACGCCAGCGGUAACUUGGCCGUCGCGCAGAAGGCCGUAAAACAGCUGCGGCUGGAGGCGAGCGUGCGCCGGAUCAAGGUGUCCCAGGCUGCCACCGACCUGAAGAACUUCUGUCUGCAGAACGCCAACAAGGACCCCCUACUGAUGGGCGUGCCCUCCAGCGACAACCCCUUCAGGCCCCCCAAAUCCUGCACCCUGUUCUGAGCUGUCCAAGAGGAUGAGGAAGAGGCAAUGAUGAAGAGCUCUGUGCAGCAUGUGAAGGACCAGUUUCCCUUGUUCCCAUCGCUACCACUCUCUUCUCUCUCUCUCUCCAUCUCUCUUCUCUCUCUCUCUCGCUCUCUCUUCACUCUCUUCUCGCUCUCUCUCUCUUUCUUUCUCUCUCUCUCUCUCUCUCACAUUAAAAAUGACAGAACAUGUGUA